AAAAUAUAAAAAUAGUUGUGUGUGCUUCUUGCCAUUCUCUUAAAUUUUAGAGAAAAGAACUAGUUAAUAAAGAUUUCAAAUAUAUGAACAGCAAAUUAGAAAUGUAAACAUCAAAAUUAAUCAAAACGUGGUGUCGUGUAUUAAAUGAACUCGAAAUAAAAUAAAAUAAAUAAAAGUCAGCAAAAUUAGCAUCAAUAAUAACAACAACUAUAAAAUGGCUGACGACGUGUAUGGUAAUUAUACACGUGUAAACACAAAAGGUCGUAGUGCGUCAAUAUGUGCACCGGGUUCAAGCAUGGAGACAUUAAUACAACAACAACAAUUGUUGCAGCAAACAGGUCAACAAAGUAUACCUGGCAGUGGACAAGGUACACCAACCAAACGUUCAACACCUGAACCCGGCACACCACCACCGUCAGGAAAUCGACGACGCGGUAAACCUGCAGCACGAUCACAAAGUGCACGUAUAACAAGCAGUCGUUCUGUACGACGUAAAACUACCACGCAAACGACUACUAUCAAUAAUAAUACUACGCAUCAUUCGACACAGCAUCAUGAAGUCACGUCAAAUCAAAUGAAACGUGACGGUGGAAGUCAUUAUAAUAGUGAACCACGUUUAUCGGAAACACCAGAGCCAUCACCGGGUAUACGUAGACGUGGAUCGAGACGCGGUGUUUCCGUGUAUCAGCAUCGAAAAUCAACAGCUUUCUUAGAUGUGCCAGAUAAUCGAACACAUGGUAGUCGCAGUGAUGAUGGAUCGAAUGCUGAUCCAGAUGAAGAUCCUGAUUCGUAUAGGCUUCGAUCGUUUAGUUCAACUUCUAAAGGAAUUGUAAAUCGUGGUGAUUCAUUUCGCCGUCGUCGAUCUCGUAGUUCGAGUUUAUGCCCAGGACAUCAUGCCUUACCGUUAUCAUUAGAUAGAGAAACUCCACCACGUUCACCAGGUGGUAUCCAUACAACAGUUGUUACUGAAGAAGAUACGACAACAAUAUCAAGAAGUAAUAUAAAUUUAAGUAAUAAUACAUUGAAUAAUCAUCGUUCAUCAUCUGAAGAUCAUGGCGAUAAACGUAAUGUUCAUGAUGAUGACGAAGAAACGAAAUGUUAUCAUGUAGCUCUGAUUGGUGCACCAGGCGUUGGAAAAACUGCAUUAAUUAGUCAAUUUAUGACAAGUGAAUGUAUAAAUGCGUAUGAUCGACAGAAAGAAAUUUCCGAGGAACAAACAGUUUCAAUAAUGUUAAAUGGUGAAGAGUCCGAAUUACAUUUCAUAAAUAUACAAAGUACAAAGGAUAUUGAGAAAACAAAUCAGCCAGAUGCAUAUGUUGUCAUUUAUUCAGUGGUAGAUCGAGCAAGCUAUACACGAGCAGAAACUGAUUUACGUACGUUACAUGAUUUGGGAAUGUUACGAGGUAAACCAAUACUAGUUGUGGCUAACAAAAUUGAUUUAGCCAGAAGUCGUGCAGUUACAUCACAAGAUGGAAAAUGCUUGGCUUGUACUUACCGUGCAAAAUUUAUUGAAAUCUCAGUUGGAAUAAACCAUAAUGUUGACGAAUUAUUAGUUGGAAUUUUGAGCCAAAUUCGUUUGAAAGAAGCGCAAGGCGGUGGUGGGCUUGGUCAUCACAGUCAACAAUGGUACAAAAGUCGUGGAGUUGUACGGGCAAGUAUGAAAGCACGACAAAUGUUUACGUGGAUAUUUGGAAAAGAAGACUCAAAAUUUAAAAAUUGCGAAAACUUACACAUUUUGUAGUUUAAACACUAGAAUAUAUUGUUUCAGUUUUAAUUGAUGUAAAAUAUUUGUAGACAUAAAAAUUAUUUUUU
Molecule: messenger RNA, 1812 nt
Organism: Chrysoperla carnea
Lineage: Eukaryota; Metazoa; Arthropoda; Insecta; Neuroptera; Chrysopidae
Gene: Rgk3
Product: GTP-binding protein REM 1
Exons: 6
Coding region: 215-1741 (508 amino acids)
Cellular component (GO): plasma membrane
Molecular function (GO): GTPase activity; calcium channel regulator activity; GTP binding
Source: RefSeq, a predicted model, not a curated record